This is a messenger RNA of Physcomitrium patens, 3263 nucleotides long. Its product is annotated as microtubule-associated protein RP/EB family member 1A. Gene Ontology annotation, molecular function: microtubule binding. The record is from RefSeq and is a predicted model, not a curated record. NCBI's taxonomy places the organism in Eukaryota, Viridiplantae, Streptophyta, Bryopsida, Funariales, Funariaceae.
GACUCCUUGCAACGGUCAUAAGGAGGAAGGGGGAAUUCGGGAGCCCUCCAGGGGCAGGAAAUGUGCUUUAGGUCACAGCGUCAGGCUGCGCGGGAGUGGCAGCACGACGACGUCUGCGUCUCCAGUGCUAAGGAAGAAGAGCUGGAUGACGGUGUAGCGCGGAGCUGCCGACUGCGGCGCUGUUCAAUCACCCCCUAUCCGCGCUGCCGGUGUGGUGGCGUCCCGAUGUAGAUUGCUCGCGCAGUCAGUGCAGCCUGGCUUCCAGAUCUGGAUUAUUGCCGUCUUCUGCCGUCUCACCGCACGCCCGGAUGGUGGUUCUGUGCGGGAUGUCGUGAACGGUGAACUGGGCGGGCGUGGCGUUGGGGCGCGGAGCAUCCCAUUGGUGGGUAUGUGGGAUUGUUUGGGAGGUUACGCUUGAUUGGGCAAUCCGUGGUGAAAAGGCGGCGUGGGUUUGAGAUUUCGGAGAGGGCAUUUGAGGGAGAAUGGGGGCGACGACCAUAGGGAUGAUGGACGCGGCCUACUUCGUGGGCCGCAACGAGAUUUUGAGCUGGGUAAACAGCACGUUGGAGCUGUCGCUAUGCAAGGUGGAGGAGGCGGCAAGCGGGGCGGUGUACUGCCAGCUGAUGGACGUGGUGCACCCGGGGAUGGUGUCGAUGCACAAGGUGAGCUUCGACGCGAAGUCGGAGUACGAGAUGAUCCAGAACUACAAGGUGCUGCAGGAUGUGUUCAACAAGCUGAAGAUUGGGCGCCACAUCGAGGUGAGCAAGCUGGUGAAGGGGCGGCCGCUGGACAACCUGGAGUUCCUGCAGUGGAUGAAGCGGUACUGCGAUCAGAUAAACAAUAAUCACGUGAAUCCGACGUACAAUGCGGCGGAGAGGAGGGAGACGUGUAAGGGAGGGAAGGAGAUGAACAGGCGGGCGUUGGGGACCAGCAGCAGCAGCAACAAUAGCCAGGUCAGUGCGAAGUCGGCAUCGACCGUGGGAGCGAAGGCGAACGGAGGUGGAGCCCGGCGGGUGACGGAGAACACGAACCCGAACGUGAAUGGGGGCGGGAGGGGUGGCGGUGUGGUCGGUGGGGGUUUGAGCGCAGCGAGGCACAUGAAAGACGGCAUGGAACAGGUUUCUGGCGUGAACGAGGAUCAUGUGAAGCAGAUCACGGAGCUGAAGCUGUCUGUGGAGAGUCUGGAGAAGGAGCGCGACUUUUACUUUACGAAGCUGCGCGACAUCGAGAUUCUGUGUCAAGCGCCGGAGCUGAGCUACAUUCCGGUUGUGAAGGCGGUGCAAAGAAUUUUGUACGCCGCAGAAGACGAUCCUUCGGUGAUCGCUGAGGCGAAGGCCAUGGUGGAGGGAGAGUCGAGUCUGGGCAUCCUCUCACCAGGAUCCCAAUAUUUGGAUGAUAAUCAGGAUCUUUUAGGUUAGUGGCGGCAAGGCUCUAGAACUCCCAGCCAAGGACUCGCCGCAGGACUGCUACGUUGAAUUCAUGGGCGCAAUCUCCAAUCCCCGACGAAGCCUCUCAGGCGUGGACAUCAUCACCUCGUGCUGCUCACUGUCUGGACGGGCUUCCGUCGGGCGCAUUGAUCGCGCAUUUGUCAAUUUUCCGGCUGGAUGAGUGCAGUGCGUUGACUCUGGGUGGCCUUCAGACAUGCGAGUCGUUGGGCUGAAUUUCUGUUGAGAAAACGCGACUCUACUGAGUCUGCCAUAAACAGGGUAGACUUUGUAUAGAAUGUGUACGGUAGAAGCCAGCAACCUUGACGGUGUUCACGUCCUUGAUGGUCAUAGCCCUUGAGGGCUCCAUGGGAGGAGCCGGCAUGGAGGAGCUCCUCGUUGCUGAGAUUAUUGAAAACUGGAAGGCUUAUUACAUUACAAGUGGGGGGUCGCGUGUUCAUGAGUUGUACAUACUUUCGGUGCAUUCAGUAGUUGUGAAGUGCAGGGAGAGGCGUUUGGUUCUGGGUUUGUUUGGUGGGUGUCGUGGGUGGUGCGUUGUGAGUCGCAACAUUUUGGAGGGGGAUUGAAAGGAAGCGGUGAGCGAGUUGUGGUUGUGUGAAUUCGGAAUCGCCAGUCCAGGAUGACGACGUGCAUUUGGAUUUUGUUGCACACAUGAUGCGAGUUCCGUUGUUGGCAAUGGCACCUGUUCGAUUUUGCUGACGGGGUCCCUCAGGGAAAAACAUGAUUCAGAGCGCCUGGGAGUGGGAGCGCCCACAUUCAUAACGCCUCAGAGGUGUGGAUGGGGCGAAGUCUCGUCGGAUGUUUUGUUGGAUGUACUGCGGGACUUUCGGGUAACGCAGCGGAGAGGGACGAGUUCCGAGUAGGAUGGAAUUGGAUUGUGAAGUCGCUGAUGAGCAGGCAUGUGGUGCGACUUUGGGUCGCGUGUGAUACGCGACUAGGUAGUGCCGACAGCGGACUCUGCAAAGUUUCAGACGCUUAUUCCGCAUGCGUGGUUGUGAUCGGUAGCUGUGAACGUCAUCGUGUAGGUUUCGUAUUUUGAAGAAGAUUGAGAGGAAUUAGGCGGACCGAGGGUCUUGAAUUGGUGGAGAGGCAGUUCAGCUGCUUUUGUCGAAGCCCUCACCACGUAGUGUAUCGAAAUGGGUGUUAGCAAUAGUCAUGCUUGCUGCAGGAUUAGUAUCUGCCGAUUGAAUCAGGAGCUUGUUGCACAAACUCCUGCGGUGUUAUAGGGGGGAAGUGGGACAUUGUGAUGAGCCUCGUUCUUUUCAGGACCUACUCCACCUACUGCUUCAGAGUGUUUCUGGGUUUUGUUUGAGGCACCUGAUCACGAUGCAAGCGCUCCAAAUCUCAUUACAAUGCGGCAUCUCAAAGCGAAGAGUUUGACGAGGACAAAAAAAGUUCCAUAGUGAAUGGAAAUUGAGACCAUGAGAUAUAAGUUAGAAAGAUUGAAAUUCUGCAAAGUUGCGAUAAAUUUAAGCACGUUAAAGGAAAAUAAGUGUUCGAAAUGGAAGGUGCGAAGUGAAUCAUCGUAGCUUCUAUAGCUUUUAUUUUAAGAUUGCCCAACUGAAAGAGGUUUGUGGUUGAAGCCAACGGCUGCAUACUAUGGCGUAGAAUCCUGUGUUCAUGCUGACACCCAAUCCAAAUAAAUUUGUGAUCAUGAAAACUGUGGAUCAGCGACAAAGAUCAGGGAUAAAAAAAGGCCAAAAAGGUGGAAGUAGCUUUGCCUUGGGAAAAAGGCUUGAAGAAAGGUUCGAAGAAAGUUUUAGAAUGUGAAAAGUACACUAUUUGACUUGAUUUAAUCAGAGGUUUUUUUCCAAAGUU